AUUGCUGGAGGAGAGAGGGGUGGGUCGAACAAUUAAAACCCAUCUAAAUUCGUUUAGUGCUUGCUGAAUGUAAGGCUUUUAAAUCGUUUCAUUGUUUUAAUACAUUUUUUUUAUUUUUUCAAUACAAAAAUACAUGAAUGAAAAGUAUAAUUUUGUAAGGAGUUCAUUCAAAAACAAUAAAAAACCAUCUAGCUCAAUCCAUGGUCCACGUCAGUUCGAAGGUUUGUUAAAAAUCGCUUCGCUCAUUACUCCGACAGACCAAUGCUUAUUUUUACACUAACACUGAGGAAGUCUGAUACCUACUGUCAAGGGACUGGUUUUCAUAAACUGUCAUAUCUCAGCUCACUGGCUGUAAUGCUCACCGGACAUUCAAAAACAGCUGACAGAUAGCGGCCGAGAGCACCUUCCUGGUCGUUUUUGGUCGGUCGUCGACGGACGUCCCACUUCCGCUCGGAGUAUCUAAUCGCCGCCUGAGUCGCCGUUUGUGCACCGACCGGCCGGGGUCAGUCCACUGUUGGAGUUGGCGACGCGCUGUUGUGGCCCAUCUCUCACUCUUACUCGACUGCAGUGUCUUAGCGAGCAGGAGAAGCAGUGUCUGCUCCGCUGCCGUCAUGUGGCGCUGGUCGGUGCUGCCCCUCCUGCUGGCCGGCGGCGUCCUGGCGGGGACCCGGUUCGAGCGGCGUUCCUUCACGGUCGGUCCCGACUCGUUCCUGCUGGACGGCCAGCCGUUCCACUACGUCUCCGGAUCGGUACACUACUUCAAGGUGCCGGCGGCCUACUGGCGCGACCGUCUGACCCGACUGCGAGCCGCCGGGGUCAGCGCGCUGCAGACGUACGUCGAAUGGAGCUCCCAUCAGCCGGAGGAGGGUGUCACCGACUUCAGCGGCCAGCAGGACCUGGAGCAGUACCUGCGGCUGGCGCAGGAGCUGGGCCUGCUGGUCAUCCUGCGGCCGGGGCCGUACAUUGACGCCGAGCGGGACCUGGGCGGCCUGCCGUACUGGCUGCUGCGCCGGCAGAACGUCAGUCUGAGGUCGUCCGACCCGGCCUACAUGGAGGCGGUGACGGGGUGGUACGACCAGCUGCUGCCCAGGAUUCGGCCGCUGCUCUACAGUAACGGCGGACCGGUUAUCAUGGUGCAGGUGGAGAACGAGUACGGCAGCUACUCGUCGUGCGACGCCGUGUACAUGACGCAGCUGCGCGACCUGCUGCGGCGUCACCUUGGCGACGACGUCCUCCUCUUCACCACUGACGGCGGUGCCGACUACUUUCUGCGCUGCGGACCCGUGGACGGCGCCUUCGCCACCGUCGACUUCGGCACCGGCUCGGACGCGGCCGAGGCGUUCGCGGCGCAGCGGCGACACAACAAGAUCGGGGGCCCGGCAGUCAAUUCGGAGUUCUACCCGGGCUGGAUCAACCACUGGGGCUACCCGCGCAACAUGGUCUCCACGGAGGAGGUGGUCAACGCCACCAAGACGCUGAUCUCUCUCGGCGCCAACUUCAACGUGUACAUGAUGCUGGGAGGAACGUCGUUCGGUCUCAGGGCCGGCGCCAACAUGGGCGACACGUUCGAAGCCUGCACCACGUCCUACGACUUCAACGCGCCGUACACGGAGAGUGGCAACAUCACUGACAAGCUGUACGCCCUGCGGGAGCUCAUCUAUCCUUACACGAACAUGACAGAGAUGGCGGUUCCCGACCCGCUGCCUGUCACCUCUUAUGGCGAGGUGAAGAUGACGUGGCAGACCAGUCUGCUGGAGGCCGUGCAGGCGCUGAACGUCACCCGGGUGUCAGACUCGCCGGCGGUGCCCUUCUGCGACGUCCACCAGGCGUACGGCUUCGUGGCCUACUCUGCGGCGGUGACGUGGAAGCCGCCGCAGCCGGCCGUGCUCUCCGUACCCGGCGUGCGCGACCGAGGCUACGUCUGGCUGGACGGUCGUCCGGUGGGCGUCCUGUCGCGUGCCGAGAGCGCCUUCUCCAUACCCCUCCUCGCCGCCAAGGAAAGCACAGUCACCAUCAUUGUCGAGAGCCUAGGCCGCAUCUGCUACGGCGACAUUCACGAUCGUAAGGGGAUACUGGAGGCGGUCACCCUCGGGGGCAGGGAGCUGACCAACUGGAGCAUCACCGCCCUGCCGCAGGACCUGACGCAGCUGGUGCCGGAGACGCCGACGCCGCAGGGGGACGCGCUGCACCCGGCGCUCUACAGGGGCACCUUCUCCGCGGCCGACCCACCCGCCGACUCGUUCAUCCACUUUCCCGGCUGGCACAAGGGAGUGGCGUUCGUGAACGGGGUGAACCUGGGACGCUACUGGCCCGCCGUCGGACCUCAGAUGACGAUGUACGUGCCGGCCCCCUUCCUCCGCGCCGGGGAGAACACCGUCACCCUCCUGGAGCUGGACGGCGCGCCCUGCGGUCCGCAGGAGUCCUGCGCCGUGGCGCUGAAGGAUUACCCCGACCUGAAUGGCCCGACUCCGGACAGGAUCUCUCCCUAACGAACGGUGCAAGCCCAGUCUAACUAGAUGACAAUUUUAGGCAUUUGUAGGAACAUUUGGGGAUUACAACCUGGCAUUUAUAUUGUUCUUCCACGGGUAUCAUUUGCGAGUGAUUAUACGUAUUGUAAAUUCUAAUGUUACAAGCUUAGAAUGUGAAUAAAGAGGAGGCUUCGUCGAGGACUUCAA
Molecule: messenger RNA, 2675 nt
Organism: Amphibalanus amphitrite
Lineage: Eukaryota; Metazoa; Arthropoda; Thecostraca; Balanomorpha; Balanidae
Product: beta-galactosidase-like
Exons: 2
Coding region: 612-2489 (625 amino acids)
Biological process (GO): carbohydrate metabolic process
Cellular component (GO): vacuole
Molecular function (GO): beta-galactosidase activity
Source: RefSeq, a predicted model, not a curated record